Micropterus dolomieu (smallmouth bass) is the source of this 6778-nucleotide messenger RNA. Its product is annotated as solute carrier family 45 member 4. Lineage: Eukaryota; Metazoa; Chordata; Actinopteri; Centrarchiformes; Centrarchidae. The transcript is spliced from 16 exons. Gene Ontology annotation, molecular function: sucrose:proton symporter activity. The record is from RefSeq and is a predicted model, not a curated record. The coding region runs from base 1041 to 3704 and encodes 887 amino acids. Gene Ontology annotation, biological process: transmembrane transport. Gene Ontology annotation, cellular component: membrane.
UUUAAAGGCGUAUUUAAAGCCCUGGCUUCAGUUGCAGCGGACAAUCUAUGCAACAAAAUCUGCUGCAGAGCUGAGCGACCGUCCGACCUACGGACACAAACACGGAGCCGGCGGCUGACACUACCCGGCGAGGUACAACUGCAGGGCUAAAAAAGAUUGCAGCCUGGACCAGACGACGUCACAACGACAUUUAUGAAGCUUUCAAGGCCUUUUGAUUGAUCAGCCAAUCGAUGGGGAUUUUCAGAGGAACUCCGCCUGCCUUUGCUGCCUGCCCUCCACCCCCUCCCCCCUCCUUCCUUGCCCCCACGCACUCCAUCCAGCCCUCUAUAUACAAAAUGACUCUGGAACUCACCGAAUGGUCUUCUAUAUGGAUUUUUACAGCUUGUAAUAGACAGUAAGAAAAAGAGGGAGAAACCUCGAUGAGAAAAAAGCCAUAAACGUACACACACACACACACACACACACACACACACACACACACACACACACACACACACACACACACACACACACACACACACACACACACACACACACACACACACACACACACACACACACAGAAGCAAACUCACUCUUGGAAUGUGCCGCACACUCUUCCCGUGAAAAUUCAACUGCUUCCGUAAUUCUUUGGGAUUUUCUACAAGCAUCUGGAAAGCUGAUUUUAUUAUUUUCUGGGGGGAAACAAAAGAGGAUUAAAAUGUGUUGAAUUUGAAGCUGUAGUGUUGUUGGAGGAGAACUUAUUUUAGAUGCGACUUAUUUAGAGGACAACUCAUUGCAUUUUUCUUUUUAGAUGCUUCUAUGCUACAUCUGUUUUUUCAUUUACUUCAUUAACCAACAAGUUACUACCACAGGUUGCAAUUUGUAACUUUGUAAAGAUUGUAAUUAAAUUACUGCUACAAAGUCACUAUUCCUUUUAAAGUAACUACAAGUAACUUGAUAAGUACGAGUAGUUAGUAAAAGCAGGGAAAUAUUGUUUUUUCUUUGGUAGGUUGUUCUCAGUGUGUUAGAAGGGGUGCGCUAUUUUUCUCACUGCGUGCAUGCCCUGCGCCAUGCCUCCCCAGAACGCAGAGGCUGACGCUAUGCAGGUCGGUUCUGUGGUGGGUGGGGUUAAAGGCAAAAACUCCACGGCAUCAGGUUUGGAUGAGGAGAAAGGAGGAGCAGGAGGCGAGACGGAUGGAUCGGGAAACAGAGGAGGAGGAGGUCGAGGAGGGGAGGAGGAGGCGAGCGAGGGAUCGAUCGAAGGCAUCACCUUGAAGAGAUGGGUGAUGCAUGGGGCCGUGAUGUUCGGCCGGGAGUUCUGCUACGCCAUGGAGACGGCGCUGGUGACGCCUGUACUGCUGCAGAUAGGUCUUCCAGAGCAGUACUACAGUCUGACAUGGUUCCUCAGUCCAGUCCUCGGCCUCAUGUUCACUCCUCUGAUCGGCUCGGCCAGCGACCGCUGCACUCUGCGGUGGGGCAGGAGGAGGCCGUUCAUCCUGGCUCUCUGUAUAGGAACACUGAUAGGAGUGGCGCUGUUUCUGAAUGGAUCGCUGAUAGGUCUGUCCAUGGGCGACGAGAAGGGGAAACAACCAAUAGGAAUUGUUCUUACUGUGCUGGGGGUGGUGGUCUUGGACUUUUGUGCAGAUGCAACAGAAGGACCAAUCAGAGCGUACCUGCUAGACGUGGCAGACACAGAGGAGCAAGACAUGGCUCUCAACAUCCACGCCGCAUCAGCAGGUCUUGGGGGUGCGGUCGGCUACGCUCUCGGAGGUUUAGACUGGACACACACCUUCCUUGGAGCAAUCUUCAAGUCCCAGGAGCAGAUCCUGUUCGUCUUCGCGGCCAUACUCUUCUCUGUCUCUGUGGUUUUACAUCUCUUCAGCAUCGAGGAGCAGCAGUACUCGCCCCAACAUGACAGGCUGGUCCAGGAGAGUCCAGAUCGCACCAACCUGCAACCGUCAGCCAAUGGCAGGAGUGGACUCGCCCCCAAACUGGAAUUGAUUGGAGAGAAUGAAACGAUGGACAGCUACGACCUGUAUGACCCCUAUGGAGAUGACCAGUCAGAGUGUGGGGAUAUGGACAUGGACUUCCUAGAGGUGGAGCUUGUGAGAAGUAAAAGUGACAGUGUUCUUGCCAUGGCAGACGCCACUCUCGACCACCUGGACCAUGAUGCCUUUUUCCUGUGCCACCUAGAGCCGUCCAUCUUUGCUGACCGCCUCUCACCCUAUCACAGCUCGCCUCCUACAACUGGUUCCUUUCUUAACCCCAAUCGCAGCACUCCGCCUCCCCGAUUCGGCAACAUCAGACGCAGCAGCAGUGCAGGAAGUCAGGACCUGCUCCGCCACCAAGCCAACCACCACCAAACACAAGAUCCCAACCCCAAGAUUUGCCGCCUCUCGGCUUUCUUACAGGAAAUGGAAAAUGACGACGGUCAGGAGGCAUUACUGAACAACCAACUCAAUGAGCAGCGGACACUGACCGGGCGGCUGUUAGCUGGUGUUACUAAUGCUGACGGAGUUAACACUAACAGGCUGAGCUCUAAAGGACAGGCACAUCGUGUUGGAAUGGUCAAAGCUGCCAGUACUGGAGCCCCCAUGCGGCAGUCACGUCACCGUCACAUCUUUUAUCGCCAGCCAUCCUGCACUUUCUCCUACUACGGUCGAGUGGGGAGCCACCGCUACCGCUACCGCCGGGCCAAUGCCGCUUUACUCAUCAAGCCGUCUCGCAGCAUGAACGACCUGUAUGAGGUGGAGGCCAGGCACAGGAGGAGGAGUAGACAGAGAACCAGACACCGCAGCGGAAACACAAACUCUUCCAGCGGAGAUACAGAGAGCGAAGAGGGAGAGGUCGAGACCACAGUGCGGCUACUGUGGCUCUCCAUGCUGAAGAUGCCUCCGGAGCUGCUGCGACUGUGCGCCUGCCACCUGCUCACCUGGUUCUCCAUCAUUGCUGAGGCUGUCUUCUUCACGGACUUCAUGGGACAAGUCAUCUUCCAUGGAGAUCCCACUGCUCCUGCUAACUCUACAUUGUUGGCUGAUUAUCAUAGAGGAGUUCAGAUGGGGUGUUGGGGACUGGUCAUAUAUGCCAUGACUGCUGCUACAUGCUCAGCUAUCCUUCAGAAGUACCUCGACAACUUUGACCUGAGCAUUAAGGUCAUCUACAUCCUGGGAACGCUUGGAUUUUCCAUAGGAACUGCUGUCAUGGCAGUCUUCCCUAAUGUGUAUGUUGCCAUGGUGAUGAUCAGCACCAUGGGCAUCAUCUCCAUGAGUAUUUCCUACUGUCCUUAUGCUCUGCUGGGACAGUAUCACGAAAUGAAAGAGUACAUCGAGCACAGUCCUGGUAACUCCCGGAGAGGUUUUGGCAUCGACUGUGCCAUCUUAUCCUGCCAGGUUUACAUCAGUCAGAUAUUGGUGGCCUCAGCUCUGGGUGCUGUAGUGGAAGCUGUUGGCAGUGUCCGUGUCAUUCCCAUGGUGGCCUCUGGGGGCUCCCUCCUCGGAUUCCUCACCGCCUGCUUCCUGGUCAUUUACCCGCCCCACAACCGGGACGUGGACUCAGCCAAAGCUUCGGAGAAACGGGCCUUGACAACGCUGGAAAAUCCCAACAGUAAUGAAGUGGCUGUUACCGUAGCAAUAGAGAAACCCAGCUUCUUGAAACUCAACAAGAAGGGCAAGGCCACUACCACCACCACUUCCUGUCACAUGGAGAAUGAGUCUGCCCUGUGAUUGGCUGGCUACGUCGACGGUUGACUUUGCUGUGGAAACAACUAAAUUCCCUUUUUUAAAUUAUUGCUGAUGGAUGUGCCGCUGACCUCAUGGCCUGCUGGAGUUUACAAAAAGACAUUAGGAAGACAGAGGAGGGCGGCUGGAGUUAUUUCGGUCCACUCUUGGUGUCUGUUUUUGCUUUGACAGGCCUUUUCCGUUUGAUUUGCUGAAGAAAACAACUCAGUCUGAUGUGGGACCAGUGUUACACCAGACCAAGUUACCUUACAAAAAAAGCAUUCUGGUCCCAGUUCUGUUUCAGUCUUCACUGAAAUUCCUUCCACUUAGGCCUCCCGGACAUUUGAGUGAUCCAUGUCGGUCGUCUCUAAGAAAUUAAUUUGUCAUGGUUUUAAAGAGAGAUUUCCUCUGUCUCUCAGGGCCUCUAGGAGGUGCUACUGAACAGCUGCCUGGACAGGAAACUUCAGGGGACUUGCACACAUACAUACAAACUCUCACACGGACACACACACGUCUUCAUCUGGGGACAAAUGAAUACCUAAAUAAUGAACACUGUUGAUGAACAUUAGUCAUCAAAGCUGCAAUCAUUCAAGAAUGCUGAAAUUGUUCUUCCUCGCUGUGAAAUCGGCUUGAUCGAAUCUUUGCUUCGUGAUAAGGAAGCUGGACGAGUGUCUGUGUGUGUGUCUGCUGACCUGGCUGGUCUCCAGCAGAGGCAUCGUGUUCACCAAAAUAAAUCCAACAACACCCUCAACUUUGCGGGACUCAACAACGCUCUGCGACAGUAGCUUUAAGACUGUAGAGACUUUUUGGAAGUAGCAUUUCUGAAACUGAGAGCUCGAAGCCUGGUUCCUGGGGGAAAUUAUUGAUCUUGAAUCCCCAAAUUGAUUGCGAGUGUUUUUUUCCCCUGCCCUCCUCCACAUGGCAGGAGUGCUUAAGUCUUUAAUUUAGCCUUCACUCCAGGGCAAAGUGGAAAACAUAUUUAAGAGCAUGAGCAUAAAGUUGCCCGUAUAGUGAGAAUCAUAUAUCCAGAGUUAAAUUCCAGGAAAGAAAGAGGAUAGAAGCAAUAUGCAGGGCAUUAAAAUCCCAAAAAUUAUUUUCAUGAUUUUUUGAGGGCCCAGAAUGAUACUUCUGUUUGUUUUGAAUAAUCAGACUAGCCUACAUGCUGCAUGUUAGAGGAGCAGAGAAGAGACAAACCAAACAGCAGAAGAGAAGAGAGGAGAGAUGUAGAAUUGUUCUCUUUCUCUCUACUUUCGUGUUUAUUUUUUAUUUGUUGUUUUUUAGGAAAUUCUGUUAGCACAAUGUUUGUCACUAACUGCACAUUAGCUGAGCCAGUGUUGAAAGAGUGUUAAAUAGCAUACAGUUAGAAAAGCGUUGUUUGAAAUCCCUCUUUAAAACUUUGUGGGUGUCAGAUUCAUUCGUCUUAGGACACCAGCAGGACGGAGCUUCCUGACACUACUCUGUUCCGGUGGAUCCAGUAACGCAAUUGUCAGACACAACACAAGAAUAUUAGAAUGGAUCCUGGAUAUAUUCGAAGAAAAAAUGUAUAGUAAACAUUAUGUUUUGAGGAAGUAUAUAUUAUUUAAGAGAGACAAAAAUGAAUCACUCUGUUGUUGACAGGUUAAGGCUUGUUACUUGAGCCUCGAUAGAGGAUGUGUGCUCCUGUUUUCGGUAGCUUCCACUGCACUGGGCCUAAUAUAAUCAGUAGAGAGAGGCGGAUAAAAGUAUUUUAGAUGCUCGUUACAUCUGUGUGUUAUAUGCUGAAUGGAUGUUUAGAAGAGGAGAGAGGAAUGGGGAGCGAGAUUAAGGGAGGACUGGAGAAAUGUUUUCAAUUGAGAAAAAAAAAUGCCUAGACAUUUUGAGAAAUGUGCUUUGUUGCUACGAGUUAUAUGAGAAGAUUGAUUGGAAACGGCUGGCCUGGUCUGUUCAACGGUGACAAAAUCCACCUGCCUCUACAGCUCACUAAUGAACACAUUGUAUCUCGUUUGUUCUGCACAAAGAAAGAGGUGCUCGUUGGUGGAUUUUGUAUCCAGUCUUUACACUAAGCUAACCUAAACACCCUGUGGCUCUAGCUUCAUAUUUAGCAUACAGACCUGCGAGUGAUAUUGAUCUGAGUCUCGGCAAGAAAGCAAAUAAGUGUUCCCCAUAUGUCCAACCUUUCCUUUUAAAUGUUAAAACUUGAAUAAAGUUUUCAUUGUUAGAAAUUUAGAAAUGCAUGUCUUAACUUAAUCUAAAAGAAGACAAUGGAGGCAGAGUUCAAUAUUUUCUAGUGUCCCUGCUAAUCCCAAAAUCGGAUUGAGUUAAAUGAAAUUGCCAGUCUUGAAAACUACAACUUCAGAUAGUCAACUAGACAAAAUCUAACUUUGCCUCCUGAAAAACUACAAAAAAUCACAAGACAUGCCCCUGAUGCUCCAUUUUGCAUCCCUAACGCCAAUUUAACAAAAUGGCCGCAUCUAUUUUCGUGAGGUCAAGCGGCAGCAGCAUGAUGGCGGAUGAGGAAGUAAAACUGUUAAGUUUAACUUUACUUUGACCCUGUUAAAAUUCAUGCACAGCAAUGAGACUUAUCGCAGAAGUAUUUUAUUAAAAACACUGAGAGGAAACAUGCAAGUUGUAUAAAUUAAAACUCGUGCUAGUACUGACUGGUGUUGAUUGAAGUGAUGAAGUUAAAUAAUCUUUGGAACGCUUCAAUAGCUGACCAUGCAGGACUUAUAAAACAAGCUUGUAGUUAGACAAAAUGAAAGAUUUAAGAUUUUAUUGUGUCGUUUAUUUUAUUACAAUAAUGACCUCUGUUAAUUAGCGUGUGUGUGUGUGGGGGGUGCAAACCGUUCUGGCUGUUUUUUCCCCCUGCAUCUGUGAGGGUAAAAGGCUGUGGAUUUGGGUCAGUUUUCCUUUCAGCUCAAUCAGCUCAAACAUUCAAAUUGAAAGGAAUCAAAAUGUAAAAUUGCAGUGAGUUCAUUUACUAAUGAAAGAAUGUUUUAUUUUAGUGUAUAUUAAAGCAUUUAGCAGAGAAGCUUAUUUUAAAUAUUUUUGGUUUUAGGGAGGAGAGUUCACUGAUGAUGUGGUGGUUGUUUUUUUUUUCACUU